AUGGCGGACACUGCCUCGAAGCAUCGAGCUGAGUUUGCCUUUGCUCAGCUUGAGAACGAGAGAUCUCUGACAUCUCUUCGUGACGAGCUAAGGGUAGCUCGUGGGAUUGCUGAUCGGUCUCGGGAUGAGAAAGCUGCUCUUCAGACCCUUGUUGAUGCCCACCAUCGGGAGCACAAGGCUCUCUGCGAGAUGCUUGAGCGCAAGGGCGUUCUUCAUCGGAAGAAGCAGCGUACUGAUGGUACAGCUUAA
Molecule: messenger RNA, 249 nt
Organism: Peronospora matthiolae
Lineage: Eukaryota; Oomycota; Peronosporomycetes; Peronosporales; Peronosporaceae
Source: the annotation of a GenBank genome assembly